AUGCAAGGGUCAUAUAAGAAUAAUGGGUUACCAAGACCUUAUUAUAUGAAACCAUCAAAGAAGAGAAUUGGUGGAGGGGUCGGAUCCAAUUCUCCAUAUGAUAACUUUAAACAACCGAUUGUAUUCUUUACAUCAUCACCAAGAAAAUUGUUGGGAUAUGUUGUGAUGUUAAUUUUAUUUGGGACUUGUAUAUACUGGAUCAGUCAAGAUAUAAAAACUCAACCCGAACCAAGCUAUGAGAUUGUUAAAACUUCAAAAGAUAUAAAUAAUCCAAACUCACCACCAGUUUUAAAUGAUAAUACUUAUUCUGAGGAUGAUGAAGAUACCAUCGAAAUAGUAAACCCCAAUCAAAAUAAUAAAAACAUACAACAAAAUAGUCAUAAUAACAAUAAUAAUAAUAGAAAAGUUACUGAAAAGAAUAACAUAGCGGUCAAUAAGAAUAAUGGUGUCAAAAUAGACAGUACCAAUAUUGAUUUGGCUGGUAACUUAGCCCAAGGUUCAAAAGGUCAAAAGGGUGUUGGUGUAGUGGAAGCACCUAAAGGAGGAAUUGCCAAUGAAGCUGCUGUAGUUGGUACUGAUGAAGAAGAAAUCAUUGGUGGUAAAAAUUCUCGUAAUAAACAAGCAGGUGCAAAUGCGGCAGCUGCUGGUGCCGGUAGUAAUCAAAAAGUGGUUUAUAAUGGUGCUGGAGGUCCACCAGAUGGGAAACCAAUUGCAUUAGCUGGUACUGGACCAGGACUUACCAGAGGUUAUAAAGCUUCCAAAGAACUUGAUAAUAAUAACAACGAUGCUCCAAUUAAAGCUGAUCCAAAUGUUAACUUAAGGGCAAAGCAAAUAAUAGAAGAAACAGAAUAA
Messenger RNA from Scheffersomyces coipomensis, 852 nucleotides. RefSeq lists its product as uncharacterized. Lineage: Eukaryota; Fungi; Ascomycota; Pichiomycetes; Serinales; Debaryomycetaceae. The record is from RefSeq and is a predicted model, not a curated record. The transcript has a single exon. Bases 1 to 852 code for a protein of 283 amino acids.